AAAAAAAUAUUGGCCGCACCCAGAUUUGCGACGAAAUUAAGCGCCUUGAAUUAAUUUUUCUGCGCCACUAUCCAAAACAAAAAUCAAACAGCCCCAAAAUCAUUUCUGAGCUAACUCAAAUCUGUAAGUAAUUAUAUAUGCCCUAGAUAGUGAAAACGAAGAGAUCAGAAGUGAUACAGAGAAGAAGGGGAACAAGGUCGGUAGGUCGCAUGAUUCCGGUAUUGCUGCCUAAUUCAAUCCCGUCGCAGUUACUUCCGGCGAUCAAUCGAAAUUUUUGAAUGUGAGUUAGAAAGAGAAAUAAUUGGAUGGACAAGGGCGAGGCCGACAAGGGAACAAGUGAUGACGUCUGGCGGCAUCCGAACAAAUAUCAUGAGGAUACGAAGGGGAAAAUGUUGCUAUGGAGUAGUCUAAUUUUUGGAUUUAUCGGCGCCACCGCCACCACCUUUGCCGUUACCCAGUUACGAACCACAAUUGAUCGUAUCUACUCUCAGUUGAACAGGGCUCAAUCAUCGCUGAAGAAUGGGAAAACUUUUCGAACUAAUUUUCAAGAGGAAGCAAGGAAAAGAUAUAAUCGCCGUAUUCGAGAAGAAUAUGAAGCAGAAAUGGAGAGAGUGGAGCGAAUUCGACGAAUGCAGAGUGUUUUCAACAGAGAGAGAAGUAAAUUCAAAAGGAGUAAUGACAGCUGGCAACAACACGAUCCAGGUACAUACCAUCAGCACUUCCAGAGGGAUGACUGGUAUUGGAAGCAAGAUACUUCGUUCGGAGGUCAUAAUAGUAAUUUUAGGGAGACUCCUUGGUCCAACGGAAGCUCCCCGUUAUCGCAUCACUACUCCAUUCUUGGACUUGACAGGUUGAGGGCGACACCCUACACAGAUAACGAGAUAAAGUCAGCCUUCAGGACAAAGGCUAAGGAAUUUCACCCUGAUCAGAAUCAAGACAACAAAGAAUUUGCCGAAGCAAAAUUCAAGGAAGUUAUGACGUCUUAUGAAGCUAUCAAGUUAGAAAGAAAGAACAACCGGCAUCAAUGAUGGAGAGCUUAUACGGUGUGGAUUGUUCGUAAGCUCUUGAAAAAAUCGAGUAGUAUAGUAUAGUAUAUAACAGAAUUUCUGAGUAGAGUGCUGGUGUUUUAAAUUUUAUUAAAUGGUGCUUACACCCAAAAUACAGUGUAAUUGAACUAUAGCCAACUACACAAAGUAUAAUUCAAUAAUUGGGUUUUGUCUGUACAGAAUUUUCAUCAAGUUUUCAUGUUUGUUUUAUUUAUUAUUAUUAUUA
Molecule: messenger RNA, 1272 nt
Organism: Erythranthe guttata (spotted monkey flower)
Lineage: Eukaryota; Viridiplantae; Streptophyta; Magnoliopsida; Lamiales; Phrymaceae
Source: RefSeq, a predicted model, not a curated record